CCCCCAGUUUGUCACACAACCGGGUAGAUGUAAGCAGUUUUCUGACUUCUUCAAGUCUGUAUUUCCUCUUAAAAUCCCCUUUCACUGCAUUACCAUUUUCAAUUUCCAGAGCCUGUUCUCUCAAUCCAUGCAUUUAGGAGGCUUCAUAUUUAUAGAUGAUAUGAUUUUUCCGGGCCAUGAACUAUUGUACAUGCUUCUGGGUCAUAACUGUGUAUUUGUGUUUCGAUGUUUUGGAUCACAUUCCAUGAUCUUUCAUCAGAAAGAAGCUUCAUAACCAAUUUUUUAGUCAGUGAUAUCACAACUGGGUAUCUUGAUUUGGGUGAGACUUAUCAUAAUCCAUGGAUGCAAUAUCCAUUCCUUACCUUUUCAGGUGUCCAAUCUCCCAACAAGUAAUGAAGGAACCAGUGACCAUCUGCACUGGAAUCACAUAUGACAGGGAGAGCAUUGAGAGAUGGUUUGAGGAGGGCAAUUUGUCAUGCCCAUCUACAAUGCAGGUUUUGGAAACCCUAGACCUUACCCCUAAUCACACAUUGAAGAGACUCAUCCAAGCUUGGUGCUCCUCCAAUUCAGGGAUACAGGGUACCCACAACAUUUCCUCCAGUAACCCUGAUGAGAAAGAGAUAGAGCAGGUGCUGCUGAACAUUAGAAAUUCUUCUGCCCACUUGGGAAAUUUGAGAACCCUAGCUGAUUUGGCUAAGAGAAGUGAGAGAAACAUGGCUUUAAUAGCUGCAUCAGGAGGCCACUCAGCGCUGUUAUACAUUUUAAGCAGAAGAGAAAUCAUGUGUAGGGAAGAAGCCUUGGCAAUAUUGGCAAGCCUCCCCAUCCAUGAAGCUAAGGAAGAAUGCAUGAGUGCUCUGAAAAGCCCAACAACCAUAGAUAUGAUAAGCUGGUUUCUGAGUAAAGGCAGCAUGGAUGCUAGGCUCCAUGCAGCACAAGUUCUCUAUGGGCUUCUGACUGCAGAUCAGAACCUCAAAGCUGUUUUUCGGCCUGAUGAAGAAACCUUUCAGAAUUUGAAUUUGCUGCUCCAAGAUGAAUGCCAAUCAGCCGUCAAAACUGCCUUAGAAGUACUGCUGAUUAUCAGUCCUGUGAGGAGAAACAGAAUGAGGGCAGUUGAAGCUGGAGUUGCAGUUACCCUGAUUGAGAUUCUUUCCCAAGCAAAUUCAAAAUUGACCGAGAAAGCUCUUUCCCUGUUAGAAAUCCUGUGCCAAAGUGCAGAAGGCAGAGCCUCUGUCUGUGGGCAUCCUCUCGGAAUCAUUGUUCUUGUCCAGAAAAUUGCAAGAGUUUCAGAGGUGGGCACAGAUGCUGCCAUAGCAGCACUGUGGCAAAUCAUCAAAAAAUGCAAAACCCCAUCAGUGCUUAAGGAUAUGGAGGAAGCAGGGGGUCAUCUCAAGUUAAGUUUUAUGCUGCAAGUAGGAUGUAGGUCAAGCAUUAGACAGAGAGCAAAGGAGAUUCUCAGAGCUCAAAGAGGAAAAUCCUAAAAGGUGAGUCAGCUGAAUGCAGGAGAAUUGAUACAUAAAGGUAGUCAUCAGUGGAAGCAGGGGGUCAUCUCGAGUUAAGUUUUAUGCUGCAAGUAGGAUGUAGGUCAAGCUCUAGACAGAGAGAAAAGGAGAUUCUCAGAGCUCAAAGAGGGAAAUCCUAAAAGGUGAGUCAGCUGAAUGCAGGAGAAUUGAUACAUAAAGGUAGUCAUGUAGGACUGAAAUACAGAGCUGAAUUUUGCCUUCUCAAACGCAGUGCCACAGUGAGGGCCACAACCUAGGUAACUGAGGAAACUAUCCAGCCAACCAAUUGUCCCUCCAGCAAUUAUCUGAUACUUUCCCUCAUGUCAGGUCAGGGCAAUCAGACUAGGAGGCUGCCAACUUAACUAACCUUAUAAGGAACAUUACUAUAUAUCACUAACAAUUGUAGCUUAAUAAGGUUUGACAGUGGAGAAUUUGUGUUUGGACAUAUGUGUUCUUGAAAGACAGAUCACAAGUUCAAAUUCUACAGGAGGUAAUGUAUAUACUCCUUAUUUGUAGCACAGUUAGGUGUGUCCCACAAGGGGUACGGGGUAGUCUCAUAUUGCUAUAAGCCAUCUGUUGACCCAUAUACAGACCGUACGUUAUCUUGAACUAUAAAAGAAUCUUUCUUUCUUUCUUUAUCCAUCAUUAAAAACCCUCACAUGACAAUUACACAAAAUGUUAGUAUAAAAGUAACCUUCCCAGAAUUUUUGAAUAAAUGA
Molecule: messenger RNA, 2218 nt
Organism: Cryptomeria japonica (Japanese cedar)
Lineage: Eukaryota; Viridiplantae; Streptophyta; Pinopsida; Cupressales; Cupressaceae
Product: E3 ubiquitin-protein ligase PUB23
Exons: 1
Coding region: 339-1478 (379 amino acids)
Biological process (GO): protein ubiquitination
Molecular function (GO): ubiquitin protein ligase activity
Source: RefSeq, a predicted model, not a curated record